Molecule: messenger RNA, 1914 nt
Organism: Tetrahymena thermophila SB210
Lineage: Eukaryota; Ciliophora; Oligohymenophorea; Hymenostomatida; Tetrahymenidae
Product: cytochrome C oxidase subunit Vb protein
Exons: 2
Biological process (GO): mitochondrial electron transport, cytochrome c to oxygen
Cellular component (GO): mitochondrial envelope
Source: RefSeq, a predicted model, not a curated record
AUGAAAAAAUAAAAAAGAACAUAGGGGAAAUAAAACACAAAAUAAAUAAAAUAAGAAAAGCUUUCAUCUAAGCGAAAAGCUAAUAAUUAAAAAGAAGGAAAAAAAAAAGUAAAAUAAGAAGAUUAUAAAGAAAUAAAAUAAAAGGGAAAAAGAAUGCUUAGCAAAAUAGUUAAGGCUUCCUUUAGCUCUAAGGGAUUCAACUUGGCAAAUGCCGUUAACACCGUCAAGUCCACCUUGAAUGCCCCCAUCAAGCAUAUUAAGAGAAAUAUUGAACCUACCGGUUCCAACUAUUCUCGUAUGACUAACACCACCGAAGAAGCUUUCGAUGAAGUUUCUCACGAAUGGUAGGCUCUCGUCACUUCUAAUCCUUUUGAUCUUAAUGUAUUUAACUAUCUUGAAAACACUCAAACUUCAAACUUCGGUACUGUUGACAAUCCUUUAGUUGUUUUCACUUCUGAAACUCCCUUCAGAUACGUUGGUUGCACUGGUCAAAUGAACGAAGAUGAUUACGAAGGUCACGAAUUGCUUUUCUUCUUAUUGAGAGAAGGCUCUUUACAAAGAUGUAUGGGUUGCGGUCAAGUUUUCAAGUUAGUUCGUCUUAGAAACGAAUACUCUCCUGAAAUGGAUUACUACUUGUCAAACUUCCACCCUUAUGAAAUGUAAGAAAUGGGUGAAAGUGAUACCACCGUUUUGAUGUCACCUUACAAGUACGCUUCUCACUACGAAUAUACUCAAUUCGAAACCCCCUCCAACAUGGUCUACUCUAUGGUUAACCCUGAUGAACACGAUAGAUUGUUGGUUGAUCCCGCCUACAGAAUGGAAAGAACCAAGGCUUUGGAAGAAAAGUAUAAAGUUUACACUAGCUCUUUGAGAGAAGUCGAAAAGUAAUUCGAAGAAAGAUACGGCCGUGCUGGUCAAAUCAACAUCUCCAAGGUUACCUACUCUACUCUUAUCGAUGUUGAAAAGGCUGUCCUCAAGAUGGACAGAUUAUUCCGUAAGGUUGCCAAAUUCGAAAACAGAGCUUUCAUUGACAGAGCCAACCACUCCAGAAGAGAAAAGAGAAUGCUCGAAAGAGCCCAACAAAGAUGGGACUCCAACUACUCCUUCUUCACUGGAUCCUUGACCGAAGAAGAACAAAAGUAUAGAGAUUACUAUGAGACUGAAUUGGAAGCUUAUCCCGAAGAUGAAGGUAUUGAACAACAACUUGACCAAUAGGAAGUCUUGUUGAGCGGUAGAUACGAUCCUAAGCUCUACGACUUCUAGGAAGGCUACACCAAGAAUCCUGAAGACGACCAAACUUCUUUAAUUGAAAAGAAGGCCUUCAAGUUCAGAUACAGAUUAGCCAACGAAACCUCUGAAACCUUCUAGAGACGUAACAACAGAAUGGUUGAAAGAUAAAUUAAGCGUUUCUAACAACCCCAAUACAAGCAUGCCUUUGAAUAACUUUAAAAAAAUAUUGCUAUUUCUAGCAACAGUGGUAACGCUCUCCACUCCGAAUACGGUUAUUUGGAACUCCUCUCUAACGAAUCUGUUCAAUUAUACAAGGACUACUACGAAUCUGAUGCUGAAGAAGAUUUCAAGGUUUUCGAAAACUUAUCUUCCAAAGAAAAGCUCGUCAUGAUUGCUAACUUCGAAAAUAAUUUACUUCCCAAGUACGACAGAUCUGAAGUCCACCUCAUCCCCAAGAGACAAUGGGAACCUGCCUUCGGUGUCUGGGAAAAUUUCCUCUACGAUAUUACUGAAUAUGCCUCCUUCAUUGCUCCCAGAGGUAAGGAAAUCGCUGCUGACUAUUAGAUUCAAUCAGCUAUCCCUCUCACUAAAGAAGAAUUGAUUGAAGCUGGUCUCUACAAAGAAACUAUUGAAAAGAAGGUAGAACCUAAGCUUGAAGCUAAAAAAUAAACCAAAAGUGAAUGA